GCGCGUAUGUCUGCGCGCAGAUCUGGUGUCCGAAUAAACAAUUAUCAUCUAGCUAUCGUAUUAGUAGUAGUUCACUGCCGGUUAAAGUGUCAUAUCUAUCAGCAAGUUAACCAAAGAUGGAAGUACAGACAGAAUUAAUCUCGGAUCUGCGUGAAAGAUUUUUCAAAAGAUUGGAUGAUGAAGGACCACCAGACACUAUUUCAGAAUUUCAUCCUGCAGAUAUUACUAGAAUAAAAGAAAAUAACAAUUGGUUAAGGAGAUUUUUAGAGCACAAUGAAAAUAAUAUACAAGAAGCACUUAAUAUGUUAUGGGAGACUUGCACUUGGAGAGCCAAAUUUGGUACAAAUGACAUUACAGAAGAGAAUGUAAGAAAAGAUUAUUUAGAGAAUGGAUUGUGUUUUAUUUAUGGUAAAGAUAAAGAUGAUAAAACACUGUUUAUUGUUAAAUGUAAGUUACAUACUAAAGGAAGCAAAGAUUUUAAUCAAUUGCAAAGACUUGUUGUGUAUUGGUUUGAAAGGUUAGAGAGACAAACUAAUGGCAAUCAAAUCUCACUUUUUUUUGAUAUGUCAGAUACUGGCUUUUUAAAUAUGGAUAAUGACUUUAUCAAGUACCUGAUUAGCCUUUGUAAAAAUUAUUAUCCUAAUUUUUUAAACUAUAUUAUUAUUUUUGAAAUGCCAUGGAUAUUAAAUGCUGCAUUUAAAAUUAUAAAGUCAUGGCUGCCACCUAAAGCAGUUCCAAAAAUUAAAUUUGUGCAAAAAAGUAACAUACAUGAGUUAGUUGAUCCUAAUGAUAUACUUACAUGCUGGGGUGGUAAUAAUGAAUAUACUUUCAAAUUUAUACCUGAAGCACAAAAUAAUGCAGAUGCUACAAUGAAUGGUAAACUUGACAGCAGAAAGGUACAUUUCGCAGAAGGUUCCCCAAUAACAGAGCAGUUUCCAAGUGGUUUUGGAGAACAGAUAUCUGAAGAACAACUAUUAUCUAUUGAACCAGAUGCAGUUAUACUUAACAAAGUAGGAAAUGAAAUUAGUGGCACAAUCACACUUAAAAAUGUAACUACUGAUAAACCUUUAUCUUAUAAGGUAAAAACAACGUCGCCUGGAAAGUUCAGAGUUCGGUUAAGUUCAGGAAUUUUAUUACCUCAAGAACAACGUUCGAUUUCAGUCGUUGUACUACAAGAGCAUAAUUUGCGUGGUCUUUUACAUGUCGACAAAUUCUUAGUUAUGUGCUUUCCAUUAAAAGAUCCAAAUACAUCAGCCCAAGAAUUAGCAGCUCUAUGGAAGUCUGAAAAACCAGCAGAGCAACAUAAAUUAAGAUGUUGUGAUGGUGGAAUUACAAAUAAUGAAGCAUUAAAAUCACAUUCCAUACUAACAUCUGGAAUGUCAGAAAAUAGUCAGAUAGAUACACUUGCUCGUAAAAUAGCACAUUUGAAAGAAAGUAAUACAAAGCUGCAUAGUGACGUCGUUUCUCUGAAGUAUUUAUUGUUGUUUUCUAUCAUAGUGACAAUUACAAUGGCCAUAAUAGUUGUUUAUAUUUUAAAAACUGAUAUUAAAGAUUCUGUUAUUGAAAAAGUUAGUGAAACAAUUUGUCACAUUGACCAUGAGAUGUAG
Molecule: messenger RNA, 1607 nt
Organism: Eufriesea mexicana
Lineage: Eukaryota; Metazoa; Arthropoda; Insecta; Hymenoptera; Apidae
Product: motile sperm domain-containing protein 2
Exons: 9
Coding region: 117-1607 (496 amino acids)
Cellular component (GO): endomembrane system; endoplasmic reticulum-endosome membrane contact site
Source: RefSeq, a predicted model, not a curated record